AUGGCUCAGGCCAACGACCUUGCGAUUUUUCGUCGUUUCUUACCAUUGCACAGCAAGAAUAUAUUGUUAUACGAGUCACAGAUCGUUCACAAGCAAAGAGACCUCAUUGAGGCAAUCAAAAAAGAUCGGGAAUCUACUGAUGAACUAAGGAGAAGCUUCGCGUUCGACAACCAUGCAAUGUUGACCGCUCCAAGCCCGCCAGAUGAAGCGGCAAAGGGUCAAAAAGAGAUAUGGCAUGAGCUCCGUCCGCUACUCAAAGAAUACAGCACGUAG
This is a messenger RNA of Exophiala xenobiotica, 273 nucleotides long. RefSeq lists its product as uncharacterized. The record is from RefSeq and is a predicted model, not a curated record. The transcript has a single exon. Lineage: Eukaryota; Fungi; Ascomycota; Eurotiomycetes; Chaetothyriales; Herpotrichiellaceae. The coding region runs from base 1 to 273 and encodes 90 amino acids.